AUGCCGCGCUCCUUCCUUGUGGACUCUCUGGUGCUGCGCGAAGCUGGAGAGAAGAAGGCGCCCGAGGGCAGUCCGCCGCCGCUCUUUCCCUAUGCGGUGCCCCCGCCGCACGCGCUUCAUGGUCUCUCGCCCGGCGCUUGCCACGCGCGCAAAGCCGGGCUGCUGUGUGUAUGCCCGCUCUGCGUCACCGCCUCGCAGCUGCAUGGGCCCCCCGGGCCGCCUGCGCUUCCGCUGCUCAAGGCAUCCUUCCCGCCCUUCGGCUCGCAGUACUGCCACGCGCCCCUUGGCCGCCAGCACUCGGCCGUGUCGCCCGGGGUUGCUCACGGCCCGGCCGCCGCCGCAGCAGCGGCCGCGCUCUACCAGACUUCCUACCCGCUGCCGGACCCCCGGCAGUUCCACUGCAUCUCCGUGGACAGCAGCUCAAACCAGCUGCCCAGCAGCAAGAGGAUGCGGACCGCGUUCACCAGCACGCAGCUGCUGGAGCUGGAGCGCGAGUUCGCCUCCAAUAUGUACCUGUCCCGCCUUCGCCGCAUCGAAAUCGCAACCUACCUGAAUCUGUCCGAGAAGCAGGUGAAGAUCUGGUUUCAGAACCGCCGAGUGAAGCACAAGAAGGAGGGCAAAGGCAGCAACCACCGCGGCAGUGCCGGCGGUGCAGCCGCGGGUACCGGCGGGGGCGCACCCCAAGGCUGCAAGUGCGCGUCGCUCUCCUCAGCCAAGUGCUCAGAGGAUGACGACGAAUUGCCCAUGUCUCCGUCCUCCUCAGGGAAGGACGACCGGGAUCUUACGGUCACUCCGUAGGCAUUCGUCUCCCUAGGUCGCCCACCCCAAGACCUCCCGGCGCCUGAAAGACUGGUCUUGGGACGCAGCACUGGUUCCCAGGCACCGGCUGCCAAUCGAUUGUCUCUCACGGAUUUGGCAUGACUUUGCCAAGGCCCCCAGCUCUGGGCAGAGCUGAGAACUUAGCAGAGACUUGAGGAUGGUAUCCCGGUCCCCAAGGCGUCCAAAGCGAACUCAAAGCUGUGAACCCUACAGCAUCAGAGUGCAGCACCACGGCCCCCGCGUCACUACCGUCCUGUCCAGCGCCUUGCUGGCGGUAGGCGCCUCCUUGCCCGCCCUCUGGGCUGGCUCAGGCUUCCUCGCUUCCUCUCCUCUCCUCCACAGUCUAUCAAGUUCAGCCUUUCACUCCUUACUCCUCGGAUGCCCUUUUGCUUCCCUUUUUAAAAAUCUCUCAAUUCUUUCCUGCAGUUGUUUAUCCACGCCCCUCCACAACACACACGCGCGCGCGCGCGCGCACACACACACACACACACACACACACACGAGCUUCUUUUCACCUUUUUUGCCCUUUCCCUUCCCCUCCUCAGGGAGCCUUCUCCAACAGCAGGUGCAUUUGUCCUUUGGUUAGGCCUUGCUGUCCCAAGUCCCCCAACUCCUCUCCACGGAGAGAAUUAGAGAAUUAUCUCCUAUGGUAUCCGUAUUUCGGAAACGAUUCACUUUGUUUCCGACGUGCACUGCAUUCCCCCAAACCCUAGACUCGGGCUCUCCGCCUCGGGCGACCCCUCCCUUCCCUCCCACCCAGGUCUCGGCCCCGCCCUG
Sciurus carolinensis (gray squirrel) is the source of this 1596-nucleotide messenger RNA. It is a transcript of the gene Gsx1, whose product is annotated as GS homeobox 1. Gene Ontology annotation, biological process: regulation of DNA-templated transcription. The transcript has 2 exons. Bases 1 to 798 code for a protein of 265 amino acids. Gene Ontology annotation, cellular component: nucleus. The record is from RefSeq and is a predicted model, not a curated record. NCBI's taxonomy places the organism in Eukaryota, Metazoa, Chordata, Mammalia, Rodentia, Sciuridae. Gene Ontology annotation, molecular function: sequence-specific double-stranded DNA binding; DNA-binding transcription factor activity, RNA polymerase II-specific.